AUGGAAGCUGUGGGCUUGGCCUCUGAAGGGGCCCUGCUCAUAGACUCUGGUCUCUCAACUGAGGAAAAUCGUUUUUUGUUAUUGAAUUUACAGAAGGAAAACAACAACUUUGAAAGGCCAGGUCAAUACCUGAAGUGGGAAAAGCGUGAAAGAGAAAAGGAGCAUCUAUUUCACAGACUUCAUCUUGACAGGCAUGCCAACAAUCUGAGAGUUGCAGACAUUCUUCAAUUAACUGCAUGUUCAUUACAAUCCCAUGAAUCUUGUGCUGAAGAGGAGCUGAUUCAAACUUUCAUACAAAAACUACUGAUGAUGAACUAUAAAGCAAGAUACAUUAAAACUAAAGAGAGCGAUGAGGAAGAUCACACACAACAAAGAGACAAUGACUUUUCUGACGAUGAAGGUGAUAUAUUCAAAGCAAUGUCUUUGUCUAACAAAGAAAAAACUCAAUCUGAGCGAAUUCACUCAAUGGAUGUUCAGAUGGCCAUGUUUCACUGUGUUGAUAGUUUCCUGAAACAGCUGAUGGUGACUAAACUGUCCCAGUGUCAGUACGCUCUGCCUCUGCUUGUUCCUGAUCCAGUCACACAUCAGAUUGAGUUUCCUCUCUGGACAUUCAGACAAAUCAACAAGAGCUGGAAGAUCAAAAAACAGAACAAUGAAACCAUUAAAUUCCAGCCAGUCUACAAGGCAGAAACUCCAAUGGUAUUUUUCUUCAGGUUUAACUCUGUGUCUUCAUCUAAGUCUGAAUUGAUGAACAGUCUGAUCAAUGAGAAACACAACACGUUCUUCCACAGGAACUGCCCAGGCAGCAGCAGAACCAGAGUACUGAUGGAUGGAGUGGUGGAGAUCGCCUGGUUCUGCCCCUCCGGAACAUAUGAUGAUAAAUUCAAUGACUGUGUUGCGUUCUGUAAUCUACAUGGUGAUGCAGGAGACCAUGAGAAACAGCUGGAGAUCCUCACUGAAAUGGCCUCAGUCAAUGUUGUUCUUCUACCACAACUUCACAGGAAUGAUAGAAGUGCAGCAAUAAUCCAAAACCUUUUCAGGAACAAAAAGCCACUGAUUUGUCUUUUUACUGAGGAGGAAUCUACUGUAAUUGAGACAAGGAAAUGGAAAUUCAAAAUUGGUUUGAAAGACAGAAAUCAGUCAGAUGUAACUGAAGAACUAAGAAGAGUUAUAAAUUAUUGUCUCUUAGAAUCAUCUUCCACUUUCAGACUUGAGGAUGUAUCCAAACACUCAGACAUCAGUGUAGAUGAGGAAGAUGAUGAUGACUGCAGGAAAGGAAGAGAAGCAGCACAACAGAUGAUGAGUUUACUGGAGAAGAAAGAUCUGACAGAAAUCAAAGAAUCAUUUCUGCCCUGUCAGGGGAAACUAUGGCAUCAAUGGAGUCAGAAGAACAAAGAACUACAUCGAAAUCAAGCAUAUGACACAGAAAUAGAUAUUAGUAAAAAACACACUGAAAUGAAGAAAAUUCGUCAAAACCAAUAUGAAUCUGGCAUCAACAAGUUUAUGAUGUUCUUUAUUAAAGAAAUAAACUUACAUGCUGAGAAUAAGAUGUAUUUCCUUAAAUGGCUUGGAAUCUUCUUGGAUGACUAUAUCUCACAGGAUAUUUCUGUUCUUCAUCACAGAUAUGAUGAAAAGUGGUCAGUGGUUGUAAAACUGAAAGAGAAUGAUAAUAAACCUGAACAACUCAAAGUUGAAGAAACUGAACUUGAAAAAAUAUCUGGAGAACUUCAAGCUGUAGCCUUUGGGUUGGAGCACAUCAUGAGGGAGAUCGGUCAGAUCUAUGAAUCAUGUUCAUCUGUGAAGAAGAACAAGAAAGAUCUGCAGGUUCACUUCUCUUCUCUUCCGAGUCUUGCAGCAGAGAUGAUGAUCUCUGGAUUUCCACUGGAGCUGAUGGAUGGAGAUGCUGCUCAUGUUCCUCUGAUCUGGAUCUCUGCUGUUCUAGAUGAACUCUUCCAGAAACUGGGAGACCAAAGAGUCUUCGUGCUGUCAGUUUUAGGGCUUCAGAGCUCUGGGAAAUCCACCAUGCUGAAUGCCAUGUUUGGACUCCAGUUUGCCGUCGGUGCUGGCAGGUGCACCAGAGGAGCUUUCAUGCAGCUGGUCAGAGUGUCAGGCGAGAUGAAAACACAGAUUGAAUUUGACUAUAUUCUGGUUGUUGAUACUGAGGGUCUUCGUGCUCUAGAACUGGCUGGAAGAUCAACAAGACAUCAUGACAAUGAAUUGGCCACAUUUGUUGUUGGAAUUGGGAAUCUGACCUUGAUCAACAUAUUUGGAGAAAACCCAUCUGAGAUGCAGGACAUUCUUCAGAUUGUAGUUCAGGCCUUCAUGAGGAUGAAGAAGGUCAGACUGAAUCCCAGCUGUGUGUUUGUGCAUCAGAACGUUUCAGACAUCACAGCUGGAGAUAAAAAUAAGGAGGGAAGGAAACGACUACAGGAUACACUGGAUAAGAUGACAAAACUUGCUGCUGAGGAGGAAGUCUUUGAUGCAGAAUGUUUCAGUGAUGUCAUUAGAUUUGAUGCACGGAAUGAUGUGAAGUAUUUUGCUCAGCUCUGGGAGGGCAGCCCACCCAUGGCACCACCAAACCCAAAAUACUGUGAGAAUAUUCAACAACUAAAGAAAACUAUUAUGUCUCAAGCCUCAAAAUCACAUGGAAUGAAGCUUAACAACUUCAAAGAUCGUAUUAAAGAUCUCUGGGAGGCUUUACUGAAGGAACGAUUUGUCUUCAGCUUCAGAAAUUCUCUGGAGGUCACAGCCUACAGGAAACUGGAGACAAAAUAUAGCAAGUGGACCUGGAGUCUUCGCUGUGCCAUGAUGGAAACUGAGAACAAACUACACAACAAAAUAGAAAAUGAAGCAAUUCAUGAGGUUGAGGAAACUGAUCUUCAAAGAGAACUGAAAAAGACAAGUGAGGAAGUGGAGAAAUCUAUGUCUGAAUUCUUUGAGAAAGACACAGAUGCAGAUAUACUGAUUCAGUGGAAAACGUCAUUUGAAAUCAAAAUCAAAGAGCUUCAGGACAACAUUGUCAGAGAAACAAAGAGGAAAUUAAAUGAGAUUCUUCAACAGCGAGAAAUAAAGAAAAAAAUAGAUGCUCAGAGGACACAUCAUGAAAACACUCUUUAUGAAAAGAGCAAAGAACUUGCCUUAAAACUCAAAGCUAAAGCAAAAGAUGAAGAAACACUGAAGAAAGAGUUGGAUUUGUUUUGGAAUCUGAGUGUUAAGAAGAUCAUCACAGACACUCAGAUUUCAUUCAAAGACAUUGACAUGUUGAGAGAUGUGAAACUCCUUCUCAUUGACAUCUAUGAAAGUGCUCCUGUAGACCACAGGAAAGAGGGCAGUGAGUACAAUGAUAUUUUCACACUGAGGAGUUAUGGCGAAUAUGUUAUUUUUAACACAAAACGUAAUGACACCAAAAGUAUGUCUGUAAAGAGUGUUCUUAAGAAAAUUCAAAAAUCAUUUGGAUUAACUCAAAAUCCAAAUAGUGAUGAUCAAAUACGGUUAUUAGUCAAUGAUGUUAUUCAGCAGACAGACAAAAUGAUUCAGUCAUUUAACAUUUCAAAGAUGGGCUACAACAUCAGCUACAUUCAACAACUCAUAGAUUACAUCAAGAGGAGAGUAAAAGAACAUCAGGAAGGAUCUGUGGAAUAUGAGUUCAAGAAUGAAUUCUUCAUUGAUUUGGUUUAUUCCAUCUGUAAGAGAGCAAACAAGAUAAUCACAGACCAACACAGAAUGUUCAAGGAAGCCAAUGAUCCUGUAAUAUAUUUUGGGAAAAAGAAAGAAGAGUACUACAGAAUAUUACAGAAAUACUGUCAUGGAGCAACAUCAACUGCAAUUUUUGGUGAGAUCAUCUGUCAGAAACUGAAAGAGCCCAUUGAGCAGAGUGUCUACAAGAAGACUGCAAGAGAUCUGGCAGAUGAAAUGAGAUCAAACUGUGAAUCACUAAAUGGAAACAGAUCAAAUCUGGAGAAACACAUCCUGAAGACACUUGCAGAAGAGGAGAAUUUUUACAAAUACAUGAACUAUAUUUAUAAUCCCAAAGAUCACUUCAAGAGUUUCAUCAGAGAUGAAGUCAGUCGGUACAUCAAUGGUAAGUUCAGUGUCAGUGUUUUACCAAAGAUGAAGGAGAACAUUAAACUCCUGCAGCAGAAGAUCAUUGAAGCAGCACAUGAAUCUACUGAACAUGUUCAAGUGAACAGUGGAGAGGUUGGUUUGUGGUUGAAGAGUUUCACACAGCAGCUCUCAGAUGUGCUUAUCUUCUCUGAAAAAGACCUCAGUGGAGUGAAACAUGAUGAUGUUGAUGAUUUCAACCUCCUUGAAGAUGUGAUAAGACAAGAACUUCCUGCAAUAAUGUCUGAUAUCCACAGCAGAUUCAACACAGAUACAUUUUGUGCAAACCUAGACAAUAAAUUGAGGCCAGAUGAGCUUCUGUUUGAUCACUUUUGUCAGUGCUGUUGGGUUCAGUGUCCAUUCUGUGGAGCCAUCUGCACCAACACUAUAGAAAGCCAUCCUGGAGAUCACAGUGUUCCUUUCCACCGUGUUACUGGCCUGAAUGGGUGGUUUCACAACAACACAACAAACUUGUCUACUGAAAUCUGCACAUCAGCAGUAGCAAGCAGCACUAUAUAUUUUUAUCCCAAUGACUCAAAUAAUAAAGUGCUCUGGAAAGAUUAUAAAAGUGCAGGACGAAAAUAUGAAGACUGGAGCAUCACUCCUGAUCUCUCUGAACUGCCCUACUGGAAGUGGUUUGUGUGCAAAUUCCAGAAUCAGCUUGAGAAGCACUACAAGAAAACAUUUGAGGAGAAGGGUAAGAUCCCAGAAGAAUGGAGAAAAUACUCAAAACAAGAUGCUUUUGAGAGUUUGGAUAAAUACAUUUAA
Messenger RNA from Ctenopharyngodon idella (grass carp), 4869 nucleotides. Its product is annotated as interferon-induced very large GTPase 1-like. The transcript is spliced from 2 exons. The record is from RefSeq and is a predicted model, not a curated record. NCBI's taxonomy places the organism in Eukaryota, Metazoa, Chordata, Actinopteri, Cypriniformes, Xenocyprididae. Gene Ontology annotation, molecular function: GTP binding. The coding region runs from base 1 to 4869 and encodes 1622 amino acids.